Setaria italica (foxtail millet) is the source of this 1492-nucleotide messenger RNA. RefSeq names its product putrescine hydroxycinnamoyltransferase 1. The record is from RefSeq and is a predicted model, not a curated record. Gene Ontology annotation, molecular function: acyltransferase activity, transferring groups other than amino-acyl groups. NCBI's taxonomy places the organism in Eukaryota, Viridiplantae, Streptophyta, Magnoliopsida, Poales, Poaceae. The transcript has 2 exons. Bases 63 to 1361 code for a protein of 432 amino acids.
CAGACUCGCUAUCAGCAGAGGCUACACGAGCAGCAGAGACAGCAAAGAAAGAGAGAGGGACGAUGAAGGUUGACGUGAUGGAGACGACGCUGGUGGCGCCGAGCGAGGACACGCCACGGCGGGAGCUGUGGCUGUCCAACCUCGAUCUCGCCGUGCCCAAGACGCACACGCCGCUCGUCUACUACUACCCGGCGUCGGAACUCGGCGCCGGCGUGGGACCGGAGGGCUCCUUCUUUGCGGCGGAGCGGCUGAAGGCGGCGCUGGCCAGGGCGCUGGUGCCAUUCUACCCGCUGGCCGGUCGGCUCGGCGUGGGUGAGGGCGGGCGCCUGCAGAUCGACUGCAACGCGGAGGGCGCGCUCUUCGUGGUCGCCCAGGCCGACUUUGCGGGCGACAAUGUCUUCCGGGACUACGAGCCGUCGCCGGAGGUCAGACGGAUGUUCGUGCCGUUCGUGCCCUCCGGCGACCCGCCCUGCGUCAUGGCCAUGUUCCAGGUGACGUUCCUCAAGUGCGGCGGCGUGGUGCUGGGCACGGGCAUCCACCACGUGGCCUUGGACGGCAUGGGCGCGUUCCACUUCAUCCAGACCUGGACCGGGGUGUCCCGUGGCCUCGGCACCGCCGAGGCCUGCGGCCCGCCGCCGUUCCACGAUCGGACGCUCCUCCGCGCGCGCUCCCCUCCGGCCCCCGCCUUCCACCACCCCGUCUACUCCCCGGCGCUGCUCAGCGGCCGGCCCCGUCCCUUCGUCACCCGCGUGUACUCCGUCUCCCCGAAGCUCCUCGCCGACCUCAAGUCCCGCUGCGCGCCCGGCGCGUCCACCUACUGUGCCGUCACCGCGCACCUCUGGCGCGCCAUGUGCGCCGCCCGCGGGCUCGCCCCGGGGGUCGACACCCGGCUCCGCGUGCCGGCCAACGUCCGCCACCGCCUCCGCCCGCCGCUGCCGCGGAGCUACUUCGGGAACGCCAUCGUGCGCGACCUCGUCACCGCCCGGGUGGAGGACGUGCUGGCGCGCCCGCUCGGGUUCGUGGCGCGGGCGAUCGGGGACGCCGUGGGACGCGUGGACGACGCCUACGCGCGCUCCGUGGUGGACUACUUGGAGGUGGAGUCCGAGAAGGGCGGCCAGGCGGCGCGCGGGCAGCUCAUGCCGGAGACGGACCUGUGGGUGGUCAGCUGGCUGGGGAUGCCCAUGUACGACGCGGACUUCGGAUGGAGCGCGCCGCGGUUCGUCGCGCCGGCGCAGAUGUUCGGCAGCGGCACAGCGUACGUGACGCAGCACGCCAGCAAGGACGACGACGGCAUCACCGUGCAGUUCGCGCUGGAGCCCGAGUACCUGCAGUGCUUCGAGAAGGUGUUCUACGGGGAGUGAGAUCACCUUUGUUGUCUUGUUAACGUGUGUUUGGGUUUGUACCGACUGUUCUGAGUGCUUAAUAUUUGAAUUUGGAGUUCGACGAUGUGCAUGCAUAGGGGCAGCUUUGUUGGAUCAAAGCUGUUUUUUUU